Clonostachys rhizophaga is the source of this 468-nucleotide messenger RNA. The record is from the annotation of a GenBank genome assembly. NCBI's taxonomy places the organism in Eukaryota, Fungi, Ascomycota, Sordariomycetes, Hypocreales, Bionectriaceae.
AUGGAUCAAAUCUCGAACACGACGCAGGUGCUGCCUUUCUGGGGCAGUAUGUCUCAAAUAGCGCUGGUAGAGCAAUGGAAGCUAAGUCUCCUCGGCUCCAUCGUUACGAGUGUGUUGGUUGCGCUCCUGAUCAGCUCCCAACAGCCUCAACUCAAGGUUCCUAUCCUUCUCGAGAAGGAGUUAAAAACUGCUACUGAAAGAGCCAAGAAGUAUUCAGAGUCAGCUCGAGAGCUUCUCCUGAGAGGGCACAAUGAGUUUGGAAAGCAACCUUGGGGUAUCACAACACACAAUGGAGAGUCCGCCGACACCAACACCCUGAUCCCCGGGGAGAUACGAACCGAACACAAGCCGGACUUGAUUCCGUUAGCGAGAGAACCUCAUGGCAUUACGACGGAAGCGGAGCGACCAAGCCCAUUGAUAUCGAACCCCUCAAAAAGUCACAGAAACGAUUUCAACCAUUCGGUAUGA